Eruca vesicaria subsp. sativa (arugula) is the source of this 390-nucleotide messenger RNA. The record is from the annotation of a GenBank genome assembly. NCBI's taxonomy places the organism in Eukaryota, Viridiplantae, Streptophyta, Magnoliopsida, Brassicales, Brassicaceae.
AUGUCUCCUGUUUUUAAACAAAAUCUGAAAGGUUAUGCAGAAAAGUUGAUCCCAAGAAAGAGAGCUAGAACUAAAGCAAGAUACAAUUCCGAGGAGCUGAAGAAUGAUAACAAUGAUUCCAUGGUCAUUGUGAGCAAUAAGAUCCUUAGUAUCAUCCAACAAAGAGAAGAGAGACAACAAAAAGAGGCUGAAAAAAGAGAGGAGAAACUUAGAUUGGAAGCUGAGAAAAAGAAAAACAAUGUCUCGGAUACUAUGAAAGAGAUCACUGGCUUGGACCAGCAUACCAAGUUUAAAGCUGUGACUCUUAUCUAUUCUUUGGACAUGAAAGAUGUUUUUGCAGAUAUGUCUGUAGAAGAACGUUUUGGUUGGAUACAAACCAAUAUUAGCUGA